This is a messenger RNA of Penicillium longicatenatum, 1059 nucleotides long. Its product is annotated as RTA1 domain-containing protein. Gene Ontology annotation, cellular component: membrane. The record is from RefSeq and is a predicted model, not a curated record. NCBI's taxonomy places the organism in Eukaryota, Fungi, Ascomycota, Eurotiomycetes, Eurotiales, Aspergillaceae. The transcript has 4 exons. Bases 1 to 1059 code for a protein of 352 amino acids.
AUGACCUCCACAAUCACAUCUACCGCAACAUCCACAAGUGCUUCUUCAACGGCUUCUGCCACAUGUGUCAACAACAUUGCUCCUGGCAAGAACGGCUAUCUCCCUCCAGAGUCUUGUGAUGUCAUUCUUUACUAUGUUCCUUCAUUCGCCGCAGCGAUAUUAUUUUGCGCACUAUACGGCUUGACAACCAUCGUGCAUAUAAUCCAGGCGGUAGUGUACAAGAAAGGAUAUGCAUGGGUCGUGAUCAUGGGUUCUGCCUGGGAGUUAGGUGCAUUUGUCUUUCGCACGCUACAGACCCGACAUCAAAAUAGCGAUUUGUUCGACACAUGGUUUACCAUAUUCUUCUUAUUGGCACCUAUUUGGAUCAACGCCUUUAUUUACAUGACUCUCGGACGCAUGGUCAAUUUCUUUCUUCCCGACAAAAAGCUCUGUCGUAUUAGUGCCCGUCGCUUUGGGGUCAUCUUCAUCUGUCUCGAUAUUCUAGCCUUCCUGGUCCAGCUGGCUGGCGCAGUCCUCUCAUCCAGCACCGGCGAUAGCAUGAAGAUGGUCAUGUUGGGGGUGCAUUUGUACAUGGGUGGUAUUGGCCUACAGGAUCUGUUCAUUCUAUGUUUUUUGGCCCUGACAGUCCACCUACACCGAAAGCUCUUGCAGUUGGAGAUAAACGGCACAGAAAGAGAUAUACAAAAACUGAAACAUUGCGCAUAUCCCUGGCGGUGGCAGUUCUAUACCAUCUACCUUGCCUUGGGUUUGAUCACGGUCCGUAUUGUUUUCCGCCUUGCCCAAUAUGCACAAGGCACAUCGGCCAGCAAUCAAGUCCUCACCCACGAAGUAUACGAGUACGUGUUUGAUGCAGUGCCUAUGUUUUUAGCAUUAGUUCUUUUGAAUGUGUUCCAUCCUGGCCGCAAUUUGCAAGGGCCUGACUCGAAAUUCAUUAAGAUCACUCGUGCAGAGAAAAAGGAGAAAGCCAGGGCUGCAAAGAUGGGAAAGGAACAGAAAGCGAGAGGGAGCUGGCUAAGCGAUGGCUCUACUCCCUAUCCGCUUUCAAGUCACGGCAACUAA